Molecule: messenger RNA, 1873 nt
Organism: Alosa sapidissima (American shad)
Lineage: Eukaryota; Metazoa; Chordata; Actinopteri; Clupeiformes; Clupeidae
Exons: 3
Coding region: 1023-1559 (178 amino acids)
Source: RefSeq, a predicted model, not a curated record
ACUGAAAGUAAAACUAUCUUUAGAGGCAGGAAAACUAUCGAUAACCUAGUGGCACGACCAUUAACUCCCCGAACAUCGUGGAGAACAAACCAUUAAUUUAGUCAUUGUAAUGAAAAACUAUGCAUAUUGUUAACGUAAGUUACGCUGUUAUGUGACUAGAAAUGAAGUAGCUGCUACACUAUUCAUAUGGCUCUAUCAGUAUAGCUAAGUCGCAAAUGCAGUUAGCGAUAGCAUUACUAGCUAAUAGACAUGAACGCCAAUAGAAAGCUAACUGAAGAGUUUGUUGGCUAGCAUGCGAUAGAAGUAACGUUACCAAAGACUUUCAGUGUAAGUUACUGACAAUAUUUUAAUUUAACUUUUGUUAUUGUUGGUCUUGUUGGAUAUGCCCUUCUGUUUAAUACUACGGUAGGCCGUAUAUUUGGGCAAAUCAUUGAAAUAGCUAUUAGCUAACGUGACAACAAAUCACCAGUAUAACGUUUCAACUAGCUAUCAGUAACUGCCAUUACUGUAACAGUAGUAAACGACAGGUCGCAUGCUUUCUAAAGUGAUCUAGAGCUAAGGCAUUGUGCCGCGUUAUGGUCCAAUGCUCCACACAAUUCAUCUAAGACUUACUUAACGUUAAUAAGGAUUGGUAACACUACCUGGCUGAAAGACGCAGCCAACAUCAACAAGGAUAUAAGACACGUUUCCUGGCUGAAAUACACCGUUACCUUUGACAACCCUGAACGUUGCACCGUCGAAAAUCAGUAUUUAGGAACUAGUUGUAGGUGAUUUCCCCACAUGUCUUUGUGUGCGUAUUUAGAUCUUACCCGUAAACGAAACUAAUUAAGUUUGACAAGGGUUUACAGUUUCCAUUGUGCUCUUGACUUUUGCCUAUUGUUUGUUUAAUUUUUAAUGAGUUCUUACUCAACAUGCAGAAUCAAUAUACCAGCUAGUCAGUGCCUUCAGUUGCGAAAAAGAAUCCUUCUCUCUCUGAAGUAGACUGUUAUAACGUCUUUUAUAUAGCUUACUGCCCUUAAGCAAUGGAAGGAAAGACGGACCCUGAGAGCCAUUGUACAGAUUUAAACUUGGUGGGGACAAACGAUCAUCUCCUUAAACCAUUUCAAGCUGAUGGAAAAGAUUCUGCAUCUACUAAAACCUGCAAUCACAAUAAGAAGUCUACAGAUAAAAGUGAUGAGAAUGUCAUUGAUAACUCUCCAUUAGUAGCUUCUGACAUGGACUCUGAACGUGACAGUGGGUCAGCUGAGCCUGCAAUUGUUGACCAGCCUGUCAAUCAAGUGGAUUCUCCCAGUGGACAGAAGCCUUCCAAACCAUGCUUAUCAGACUGUAGAUCUUCCGGCAUUCCCACCGGGGAUAGCCCCAGUCUAUGUCUAAGUUUAAAUGAAACACCAUGCAUUUCUCAGGAUGUGGAAAUGUUAAGCCCAGAGAGCUCCAUGUGCAAAGACUCUCUGGAGGGGACUUGUGCUCAAGUAGAAACAUGUAGUGCUUCCUGUCUAACAACAGGGCUAAAGACUUCAGACAGGUCAGACACAAGUGCCAAAGAGCAAAUAGUGAGCUGACAGAAGAAAGAAGAGACAAACUGUGGAGGGGAACAUCCGUUGAUGAGCUUAGGAGGAUGCCAUUGUGUGGUCAUCCAUUGCCCCAUUUGAAGGCUGCACCCAGUCAUUCUGUAAUGAUCAGUAAUCUGUAAUGAUUCUAUCUUAACCCGCAGCAUCCUAGCUCCUUUUGUCGCACUGGCAUGUCACAUCUAGAUUUCCCUUAAGCACUAGUGGAUAACUUUGUUUAAGUAAAGAGGGGACGGCCUUUACAUGCAUGGGAGUAGGCAGGAAAUGAAUGUGUCACUCCACUUUCUGUCACUCUCUUACAGCCUGAC